Symbiodinium sp. CCMP2456 is the source of this 1151-nucleotide messenger RNA. The record is from the annotation of a GenBank genome assembly. Lineage: Eukaryota; Dinophyceae; Suessiales; Symbiodiniaceae.
GAACCCGCAGCUGCUCACCGUGCGACUCGGGAAGCUUUCCCGAAAGCAGGUGAAAGGUGCCCUGGACUUGCUCAAAAGCUCCCGCUCCUUACAGCUGGAGCCCAACGUCUUUCACUUGACGGCUGCUGUCUCUGCCUGCGAGAAGUCCUCGAGAUGGAGUAUGGCGUUGGGCUUGAUUGUCUCCCUGGCCCCCUGGGAGGUACUCCCGAACGAGGUCACUUUCAGCUCCGGCAUCAGCGCCUGUGCCAAGAAAGGCCGCUGGGAGUCAGCUCUUCAUCUCUUCGAAGAGAUGCAUCGACGGCACCUUCGGAGGGACGAGUUCAGUGGCUCCGCUGCCAUCAACGCCUUCUCCCCGCAGGGCCGCUGGCCUCGGUCAUUGGGCCUUCUCAAGGCCCUACACGUGAUCUUCGUCCUUCCUUCCGAGAGGAGCUUCGCCUGCUGCAGCGCUGUCAUCACUGCCUGCGAGAAGGGGCGCAGCUGGAAGAUGGCGAGCCUUCUUUUUCAGGCAUCUCUGUCCUUCGAUGUAAUCGCAUACAGCGCAGUCAUCUCAGCCGGCUCGAAAGGCGAUCGCUGGGAGCUCGUGCUGCGCUUGCUGGGAGGAAUGCUGUGGGCUGGUGUGAUGCCGAACGAAUUCACUGUGAAUGCGGCGGUCAGCAGCUGUGCCAAAGGCCGCUGGCAGCGGGCUUUAGCGCUGCCCAAGUGGCUGCCGGAGCUUCCAGUAGACCGGGUGGGCUACAACGCACAGAUCCGAAUCUGCGAGGAGGUGCAGCGAUGGCAGCUGAGCUUUUCCGUCUUGGGAGCGAUGAGGGCCAACGCCCUGGUUCCGGAUCUCAUUGGCCUCAGUGCCGCCAUGGCGGCUUGCGAGAGGACAGGCAAGUGGGAGCUUGGGAUCCAAAGCCUCGCCUCCAUGCAUGCACUGCGCAUGCAAAUCGACGAGCUCUGCUGGAGUUGUGCGAUGAGCGCGUGCGACAGCUCUGGGCGUUGGCAAGCUGUCUUGGCAUUGAUGGCGGAAGCUCGAAAGCAACGAUGCCUGGGUGACGCGAGGAUGCCGUCGCCUACGGCAUUGCGAUCCGCGCCUGCUGUACGGGUUUGCUAUGGCAGCAGGCUCUCAACAUGCUGUGCUUUGCAGAUGUGGAUCUCACAGGGGACAU